This is a messenger RNA of Pelodiscus sinensis (Chinese soft-shelled turtle), 3061 nucleotides long. Lineage: Eukaryota; Metazoa; Chordata; Testudines; Trionychidae. The record is from RefSeq and is a predicted model, not a curated record.
UUGAGUUCAGCACUGUAAAAAUAAUAACAUAAAAGAACAGCGUGGAUGCAUGUCUCUAUAGGACUCUGUUACUUUCCCCCGGGAAUGACGUACACUUUUUUUAAAAGCCACCAACUUUUAUCAGAUCAAUAAGGCCCAAUCAAUAGCUUUCCUUUCCAAGGACGAGUGCUGGGUUUGUUAUCUAGGCAGCUGGCAGCUAACAAGAGGCAGCUUCAUAUCUGUUUAUUGUAAAGAAGGCGAAGCAAACUGCAGGCUGGGGACAGGCAGAGGGAUGUUUACUGUCAAUACGGCAGAAGAAAGAAAGGAAAUAUAAAGAGCAGAGGCUGUGGACUGCAACCCAAAUGAAUGAUCUGAAUGUAAAAAUAGCUGUACAGAUUCAGAAAGAAAGUGGGUGGAUUGACCUCGACAACAGAGUGUUUCUCUGUGCUUUGAAAAGGUUUAUAAAUGAUCUAGUUAAGAGUUAGAAAACAGGGAAGUGUGUGUGUGGCAAUCAGAAAAUAAUGCUGGGCAACAGAGCUCUGAAUCCCCAACAGAGUCGGAAAGGUGCUUUGAAUUCAGCCCAAAGGCAAAGUGGUGUUUGAGAUUUUUUUAAAGAUAGAUAGAUAGAUAUGUUAGAAUCACCAUUUAAAAAUAAUAAUAAUAAUUAAUGAUAAAACAGAGCUUGAAAAAAAGAAUUGGACAUGUUUUUUCCUAGUAAGUUGAAACACGCUGUAACACAGAACAGGAAAAGCAAGCAAACUUCCCAGCUUGUCUCCCCUCUUCUCCAUCCACAGAGGAAUUUGGUGUCUUGGGUUUACAAGACAAGGAAAGUUGCAGACGAAAAGCUGGAAGUGGUUUUGAAACACCCAGAACCAAGCAAAAGAAAAGAUUAAAUGUUGGAGCACAAGGAAGAACACCCUACCAUGAAACCAUUCACAGAAGAAGAUGUGGAAUUUUACAUCCAGAAUAAGGUGGAACAGCGACACCUCCUGGUGUCUAAAACAGUGGACGAGGUGCAGAAGAUCAUCCAACAACUGACUGCCGAAAUCAGCUACAGGGACACACGAUUUCAGGCCAUCUCCAACUCUGGCAUUCACAACGAGAAUUUUAGGGUCUUAGCGCCUGGCCAGUUCCUCAUCACAGUCCCACUGCGCGGCCUGACAGGGUACAGGGAGCGCCAGGUGCGGCACUGGCGGUAUUACACAGUGCACGGGGCAAAGCUCCUUUCCCCAGUACGGGACCCAGAGGAACUGCAGCAGUGGCUGGAGGUGGAGCAGUUCUCUAAGAGCCUGCAGCAGUGGCAUGAGACAGAGGUGAACGUCGAAGGCGAUCUCGUUCCAGCCAAAGUCCUGGCCGUCUUCAGGGAGCUGAUGGAGAAGUCAAUUACCUCCUGUAACCUCUCCAGUAAAGUCAGAAUGCUGGAGAGCUUCAGCUCGGUGGUCCGCGUUGCUGUGGAGACGUCAGACUCCCAGGUAAAUGUGGAGCUGGUCCCUACUGUGGAAAUCCCAACCUGCUGGCCUGAGAGAGCCCGGUGGCCCCGCUGCUUCACACGCUGGCCUUCCCAGGAGAAAGUGCAGUGCGUCAAGUCAUUUGGUUUCAACCUCCUGGCCCACUCCAACUACCACUGGCAGCUGGGAUUCUCCCGAGCUGAGCGCAUGCUGAUCGAGGGCCUUGAUGAGGAUGGUGGCUGCCGUAUGAAGUGCUUCCGGGUCAUGAGACAGAUGAAGGAGGAUGUCUGGUGUACGGGAAAUAAGCCAAUCCUGACAUCCUAUCACCUUCAGACAGUGCUGUUCUGGACAUGCGAGAAGUACCCGCGCACCAAGGACUGGCGCUGCUUCCGGGAAGGCUUCCUGCGGAUGGUGCGGAAGCUGCACAAGUGCGUGAGCCAGCACUUCCUGAAGCAUUUCUUCAUCAGGGGCACCAACCUGCUCAAGUAUGCCAACACCAGCGACCUGGACCUGGUGGCAGGCAAGCUAACCGUAUUCCUGGAGAACCCUGUGCUCUGCCUGGACUGAGGGAGGGAGAACCUGCUGUCCGAAUCUGGUUUUACACCCAAGCCCCUCUUGUCUGUGGUUCUUCUUCUUGCCCUUCCAGUAGGCACUGUGCCCUUGAAUGUGAGUCAUGUGGCACGGGCGGUGUGAGAGAGAAGUGUCAACUGGGAAUAGUGAGAGGACAAAACUCUCUAGAGGGUUUGCUUGAUGCCCAACCAUUGCAAUUUGCUUUCUAGAGCUGCCUGUCUUGGAGCCACUGCCAUGCAGAUCCCCAAAACAAGCCAGAGCAGGUGCUAUUCUACCCUUUGUCACUAGUCCUAUGGCUUAUAGGCCAAAAGGCAGAGUGGUCUAGUGGUAAGAGCAGGAGACUAGCAAUCAGGAGACAUUGCUCUGCCACCCACUCGCUGUGAGACCUUGUGCUCAUUGCUUGACUCCUCUACGCUGCUUCCUCGCCCAAAGUAACAUGGAAUUAAUAUUUACCUACCUGACAGCAUUGUUGUGAAAUGAAAUGAAUGUUUGUGCAAUGCAUUGAGAGCCUCAGAUGGAAACCUCAGUGCAAUCAUAAGGUAUUAUUGUUAGAGCCAGUCUCUCACAUCUUGCUCCAUAUUGAAAUGUGGCUCUCGCUCUAGCUGUAAAGAGAGUUGACCUGGUAAGUGUUGAAUAUUUAAGUUGCUGUUUUUGCCUUUCUCUUCUGGUCUUGUUCCCUCAACUUUUUCUUGUGGCAGGCUCUUGGUGCUUGUUUGCCACCCAUGCUAGUGCCAUGCCAUCGGUCCCCUGUCAGUGUUUGCUGCGCCAGAGCUCUCUAGCAUCUCUGGCUCUGCCCAGCAGUCUGGGGGAUGAACUGAUCUUUCACCGUUUAGCACCUGUGCUAUUAGAGAGCGCCAGAGAAUUUUCCAAAGGUUCCUUGUUCCUAGUUGCACAGGAUUCCAGAGCUUUAUACGUGACAAAAUAAAAUGCUUGUUUUUUGAGAAAAGACACAAAAAGAGUUCUAAAGUGAAUGUUGUAUUUAAUGUUGUUAAAUGACUCAAGUUAUAAUAAAGUGUUUUAUUUUCUACUACCAUUAAAUGCUGGAUGGAGUAUGACCUGGUCAC